GAUUGGUCCAUUUUGUAAACUCAAUUCCCAAGCCGUCGCCGGCCGAUCCAAAGCCCAAGUCGACACCAACCACCAUGAGCUCUGGGUAUGGCCUUCUAUGCGUCCAAGCGGUAUUCCUCUUCACAGGGGUCUUCUCCACAUGCGCGGCGCAGUACGUGUUCUACCAAGGCGCAGGAGCGCAAAGAGCCAUGCUGCUGCCGUUGUGCAACUACUUGGGCAUGAUGCUCGUGGGUGUGAUUCCAUCCAUGAGCUCCAGCGAUUCCCAUCAUCCUACUGCGAGCAUUCUUAAGAAGAAGAACGACGACGAUUCCGCCGCCGCGGCGUUGGCCAGGACGGAAUCGUUGUUGAAGCGAGAUGACAUGGAACUCACUCGACGACAAGCCGAAAAGGACAUCAACGUCGACAUGAAAGACAUCAGCGACAAAGUCCCGCUCGUCUCUACGUCGUUGACCACGGCCAGCACCAUCAGCAGCAGCUUGGCCGAUUUGAAGGCGCCGUUGAAGCACGACGGCAGCAGCGUGGGGUCGUUGUCGGUCAUGCAAAGCAUGUUGCUCCUGAACGUUGUGUUGGAUUUCGGAGGUUGCAUCUUUGCCAACAUUGGUCUCUCCAUGGCUGGAAGCGGCGUGUUUCAAGUCCUCUACUCCUCUGUCGUGUGCUGGUCAGCCCUGCUGUCCAAGAUCUUUUUAAAGAAACAACCGUCCCAAUACGAGUGGCUAGGGAUUGCCAUCGUCACGUUCGGACUGGCCUUUAGCGCCAUGGGCCAAUCCAACGGCGGUCGAAAUGCUGGCUACGUGCUCAUGGGCUGCGUGAACACGUUGAUCGGAGCUGCAUUCUACGGCGGCAACUAUGUGACGGGGGAGUUCAUCUUGAUGCUGCCAGAGCGACCGGAACCAAAGGACCUGUGCUUGAAGAUGGGCAUUUGCUGUGUCACGAUCAUCUCUGUGUACCAAAUGUUCUGGGUCCUGCCGCAGUGGACACACAUCGUCACAGAACCGGUGAUGGAAGCGCACGGCGACCCCCUGCGCAUCCUCGGGGCGCUCUCCUUGUACACUCUGUCGCAAUUGGCGCAUGGACUGACGUACUUUAUGAUGCUGGGGUCGUGCGGCGCAGUCACAACGGGCAUCAUGCAAAGCCUGCGAGCCGUGUGCGUGUUUGGAUUGAGUUCCGUGUUGUACUGCAGCCGUCAAGAAUCGCAAUGCUUUGACGCCAAGCGAGGAAUUGCGACUCUGUUUGUCGUGGCGGGCGUCCUCUUCUACUCGUGGGCCAAGGGUCACGCCAAGAUCCGAAAGCCCAUCGAUAGCGCUACUCACAGUAGUAAAAAACCCCACCUCCCACUCAAAAACUGUAUCGUUUAACCUAGUCAAUCUCUAUCUUUCUAUUACCAUCAUGAAAACGGCCUUGUUAACCCUCUGUCGCAUGUAUUACAUACAUAUCACACUUGCAAGACGAACAAAGAGUGC
Molecule: messenger RNA, 1460 nt
Organism: Aphanomyces astaci
Lineage: Eukaryota; Oomycota; Saprolegniomycetes; Saprolegniales; Verrucalvaceae
Exons: 6
Coding region: 75-1355 (426 amino acids)
Cellular component (GO): membrane
Source: RefSeq, a predicted model, not a curated record